Messenger RNA from Acytostelium subglobosum LB1, 504 nucleotides. RefSeq lists its product as hypothetical. Gene Ontology annotation, cellular component: nucleus. Gene Ontology annotation, biological process: DNA alkylation repair; DNA repair. The transcript has a single exon. The record is from RefSeq and is a predicted model, not a curated record. The coding region runs from base 1 to 504 and encodes 167 amino acids. Gene Ontology annotation, molecular function: dioxygenase activity. Lineage: Eukaryota; Evosea; Eumycetozoa; Acytosteliales; Acytosteliaceae.
AUGGAGGGCAAGAGUGGCGAGGUGUACGCCCUGCCAAGACUUCAAGGUUGGAUGUCCGAGCGACAUAAGAAGGUGAAGACACUGUACCAAAAGACACCACCCGAUGUAUGGACCGAGCAUGUCAUGGCCGUCAAGCAAGCCAUGGAGCAGAGCAUGCCAGAGGACUGCGACUUUGACUACGUUCUUUUCAACAGGUACAGGAAUGGCGAUGACAAGAUUGGAUUCCAUCGCGAUGAUGAGGCAGAGGGUGUCAGCGCCAAGGGCAUACCAAAGUCAUUCAUUGGAUCAAUCUCAAUAGGUGCCACACGAACAUUUAUACUGAGGAACAAUCACAAGACCAAGGACAGUGAGGGAAGGAUGCGACAGGCCAAGCUGGAAUUCCCAAUGACCUCGGGAUACUUGAUCAUUAUGUGUGGCGAGACUCAGAACAACUGGUACCACGCAGUACCAGCAGAGCCAGAGAUCAAAGAGGCUCGCAUCAAUCUGACAUUCAGAGUGGCCUAG